This is a messenger RNA of Thunnus maccoyii (southern bluefin tuna), 1522 nucleotides long. Its product is annotated as retinol dehydrogenase 10-B. The transcript has 5 exons. The coding region runs from base 101 to 1054 and encodes 317 amino acids. Gene Ontology annotation, molecular function: oxidoreductase activity, acting on the CH-OH group of donors, NAD or NADP as acceptor. NCBI's taxonomy places the organism in Eukaryota, Metazoa, Chordata, Actinopteri, Scombriformes, Scombridae. The record is from RefSeq and is a predicted model, not a curated record. Gene Ontology annotation, cellular component: lipid droplet.
AUCUAACACUUUAGGUAGUAGGAAACACACAGGUGUGAAAUUUAAUCCCCUGUAGACAUUAGUUUUUGCAAUCAACACAUUUAGCAGAAAUUAGGGCAAAAUGAUUUUUCUAAUGGACCUCCAGAUGAUGCUACUAGAUGUGAUUUACUUCAUGCUGCGCAAUACUGUUCGCAUCUUCCUGCGUCCACGUACCAAGCCCAUUGACGGUGAGCUGGUGCUGAUCACCGGAUCAGGUGGUGGCCUGGGUCGUCUCUUUGCUCAGGAGUUCACCAAGCACGGGGCAGAAGUGGUGCUGUGGGACAUCAACAGCAGCUCCAAUGAGCAGACAGCCAAGCUGGUGCGUGAGAUGGGGGGUAAGGCAUACACCUACACAGUGGAUGUGACCAACAGGGAGGAUGUGUAUCGCAAUGCAGAACUUGUGCGGAAGGAUCUGGGCCGGGAUGUUACAAUACUGGUGAACAACGCUGGAGUGGUGGCUGGGCAACGCAUGUUGGACUGUCCAGAUGAAUUGAUGGAGAGGACCAUGAAGGUCAACUGCCAUGCCCUCUUCUGGACAGUGAAGGCCUUCCUCCCACAAAUGAAGGCCCAGAAUCACGGACACAUUGUGACGAUCGCCAGCGUCCUUGGCCUCUUCAGCACAGCUUGUGUCGAGGAUUACUGCGCUAGUAAGUUUGCUGCAGUGGGUUUCCAUGAGUCUCUGGCCCAUGAGUUGCUGGCUGAGGAGAUUGAAGGAGUGAAGACUACUCUUGUGUGCCCCUACAUCGUGGACACAGGCAUGUUUGAGGGCUGCAAGAUACGGGAGGAAGUGGAACUGCUCCUACCUCCCCUGGAUCCCCAGUACUGUGUUGAGCAGGCCAUGAACGCCAUCCUGAUAGACCAGCCGUUGGUGUGCAUCCCACGUCUCACCUACCUGCCUGUCAUCUCCAGAGCGUUGCUGCCGUGGGAAUCCAAUGUGGUUACGUAUCGUUUCAUGGGGUCUGACAAGUGCAUGUAUCCCUUCAUUGAUACCAUGAAGAAACAAGUGAAAAAUGGUGUCACUAAAGUUGUAUUGUAAGACAACUUAAAAAGUCAAAAACCUAAAAUUAAAACCAUUCAAAAGGGUUUAUGAAAUGUCAGAUGAUGCAAAAAGAAAAAAAAAAAAAUCCUUCUGCUUGCAUGGACAGCAGAGGGCCUAACAGCCCAGCUACAGCCAGGAUUCAGUCACAUGUGGAUGGUCGGAAGUAACAGAGGUCAGAUGGAAGGGACUUAAGAUUAUAAAACUGAUCAUUAAGAAGCCUAGAUGACGACUCAGCCAAGUGGUCAUCAGCCCUCAAAACGAUUUCAAUAAUGAUCAGAUUAAGUUUUAAGUCUAUUCCUACUGUUCUCAUUAUAAACCUGUGAAAUGACUUAAAUCCAUGACAGUGAUUGAAUCCUGGACUGACCAAAACGGGAAGUGCCUUUAAUAUCUGUAAUUUAAUGAUGUAUCAGAAUAUAGUGCUGUAUGAUGUUUACAUAAAAUAAAAUGACUCUACACGUACUGUCU